Pogonomyrmex barbatus (red harvester ant) is the source of this 3254-nucleotide messenger RNA. RefSeq names its product ectonucleoside triphosphate diphosphohydrolase 5. The record is from RefSeq and is a predicted model, not a curated record. Gene Ontology annotation, molecular function: hydrolase activity. NCBI's taxonomy places the organism in Eukaryota, Metazoa, Arthropoda, Insecta, Hymenoptera, Formicidae.
CAAUGAUCCCGGAUCAGUGGAUCUAUGUCGCAAGUCAUUCCUCGGCAUUCGCUUUUUGAACGACGAGGCGCCAACUCUGUGCCACGUCGCGUCUUCUCAGGAAAUGCAGGAAACAUCCAUAGAAUACUCGCUCGAGCGAACUCGUGAAUACACGCGCACGUGCACGCGAGCGAACCAGAGUUCACGCGCUAAGAUGCGUGAUAUUGGCUAUGUUCCGAUUCAUGCGACUUGCACGCUCGUGAACGCCGCUCGUCCUCGUUUAAUAUUUGUUAGACAACGAGGGUGAAAACGAUUCUAUGAGCGAUGCGAGCGAUGAAUCGGAACAUAGCUACGCGUGCACGCACGAUAGGCGAGGUGGGUUCAAAUUUCGAACGUGCCUCGUCCCUCAACCCGCGUCACGUGAUCGGCAUCUCGCGUUGACAUGCGACGAGCGCGCAAUUGCGGCCGCUCGAGGCGCGAUGCAGCGCGGAGCGCGAAGCACUGCACGCUUGGGCACGGUACAUCGUCAUCGUCAUCGUCAUCGGCAUCGGCAUCGACAUCGGCUGACUCUCAGCCGUCGUCGCGCGUUAUCGAGCGAGAACUAGCACACUCCUUAUGACAAGCGCUCGUUGCCCGGCGGAUCGUACGAGUCGCCCUAGAUGCAAUACACGCUCCUGAGAACUGAAAAUGAAGAAGAGCACGAUAAUGAAUUGGCAUCCUACCAGAAGAAAACCACUAGCCAGCCGGGAAAGAAAUAUUUUACUAUGCUAGUAGUGCUUGGUACAUUGUUCCUAGGUUACAUAGCCAUAGCAAAUGACUUAAAACCUAUCAAGAUAGGUAGCAAAGCUAUAGAUACUCUAGCGCUCUCAUUUAAUUUACAAAAACCGUUCUACGUGGUUGUCAUUGAUGCUGGAUCUACUGGGAGUCGCGUAUUGGCAUUCGGUUUUCACGAGUCAUUUCUCAAUGGCAAUUUAGUAUUGGAUAAUGAAUUGUUUAAAGAAGUAAAACCUGGAUUGAGCUCGUUUGCCAAUAAACCAGAGGAAGCCGCAAAAUCUCUGACUGUACUUUUGAAUGAAGCGAAAACUGUGAUUCCGCAAUCUGAAUGGCCUCGUACAUUGCUAACUAUGAAAGCCACGGCAGGACUAAGAUUGUUGCCCGAGCAUAAAGCAAAUGGCAUAUUGGAGGAGUGCAGAAAGUUGUUCCAGACGUCCGGAUUUCAGAUCGCGAGAAAUUCUAUCUCCAUAAUGGAAGGCACGGACGAGGGAAUUUUCUCCUGGUUCACUGUCAACUUUUUGUUGGAUCGUUUUAACUCGCUCAGCUCGCAGACUACCGUAGCCGCAUUAGAUCUCGGCGGUGGCUCAACGCAAGUCACGUUUCAACCAGACAACGCUCAGGCCAAAAAGUUGGAGAAACACGUUUACUCAAUUAAUGUAUUCAAUCAUAACAUGAGUUUAUAUACGCACAGUUACUUAGGAAUGGGUCUAAUGGCUGCCAGAAAAGCAAUUUUGACUUAUGACAUGAAUCUCGAGGACACGAAUCUUAAAAUUCCCAUAGAAAUACAUUCUGAAUGUAUCAAUCCGAUUGUAUCUGCUGAAUGGUCUUAUGGUGGACGUGAUUACAUUGUGAAAGGUCCCACAAAUGGCACGUACAAAUUAGUGAAGACUCAAAAUUUUGCCGGUGGAGAUGAAAACAAGCCGAUUGUACGCUUUGCAGAAUGUUUAAAAAUUAUUGAAAAGUACGUUAAUACUCUCACAGAAAAACCGAUAGGUUUGAAGGAUCAUGAAGUGUACGCGUUUUCGUAUUAUUUUGAACGUGCGACAGAGGUAGCGUUAAUAGAUCCAUUUUUGGGUGGGAUAGUACAAUUAAGUUCAUUUUUGAAGCAAGCUAUGGAAACGUGCGAUUAUCCAAACACAGAUCAGCCAUUUAUGUGUUUAGAUCUGACAUUUAUUUACGUUCUACUAAAAGAUGGAUUUGGGUUAGAAUCGUCGACUAAGUUAUAUCUUUAUAAGAAGAUUAAUGGCCAUGAAUUAAGUUGGGCACUAGGAGCCGCAUUCAAUGUUCUCCAAAAUGGACUUUGACAUUAUUUUAUCGUUAUUUUAUUAAUAAAUGAGUUUUUAGAUUUAUGUUUUUAUUGAAAAGACAAAAUGGGAAAAAUGUAAUCAGGGAAAGGAUGCAAAAAUAAUUUGUAUUAACAAAACUUAAUGUUUUUUGUACAAAAACUUUGAAUUUGGCGAAAUAUUUGAUAAUUAUCAACGUUCGCUGCACAAAUGCCUAAUCGUACAAUCUACUUAUUAUCACUCCUACGAAAAGAAAGCAGUAUUUGACGUAUAUUUUUAGGUAUAAUACAUUUUUUAUCUGAAAUAUAUCAUUAAAAAUUAAAACGGAGAACAUAUCGCCGCACGUUUGUAAUACAUUCUUAUAAGAUUUACGUGUUAUUUCAAUAUGUAUUGUUUAAUGAUUUCUGUAAUUUGUUACAUUCGGUUUUUAAUUUUCUGGCAAUGUUUCAAUAAUGACAAACGAUGCGCAUGAAGAUUUAUCUCACAAAAUAGUAAGCACAAGUUGAUAGGAUAUUAAAGUCAAUCAUUCUUUAAAAUCAGACAUCUGUUCCUAUUUUUUCUUUUAGCAUUCCCAUUCCUUCUUUUUGAUAAAUGAUGGUAACAAAUUCUACGAUAAAGCUACCAAGUUUGCGACUCUGGCACUAAUGUAUUCGCAAUAUCAAUCAAUGAUAAAAUUCAUUCGCGUUAGUCAUUGUAUAAAAUUAUACGUUAAAAUUAAAAUGCAACUCACCAUGGAAAAUUGUUGAGUUCAUACGAAUGUAUUUUUGUGGCGACAUAUCUGCUAUAAGAUUGUCAAACGAAAAAUUACAGGAAGAAAAAAACGAAAUCUGUGAACAUAUCUCGAUGCACAAAAACUGCAAUUAUCACCAUGAAGUCGUAAAGUACAAAUAGAUUUAUUAACGAUGCUAUUAACUAUCUGUUAAAGUAUGCCAACGAUGUACAUAACAUUCGAUUUUUAUAUGUAUCGCUGCAUUGCGACAUUUUAUGAAAUUUUCUUCAUUGUUCUAAGAUCUUAUAAUUCCUCGAUUAUUGUUUAUGUGUCCAGCAGCAUGAUGAAUUAUGUACACAUAUGUGUAUAAAUGGUAAAUUGUUAAAAUAAUUGGCACGAGCCAACAUUCUAUUCUCUGCUGUCAUAAAAAUGAGGACACAAUUUGCGUAUAUGUAACAUGUGUAUAUAGUGCCUUUAAACUGUUGUUUUUAAAUAAAGCAAACGUAAGU